AAACUCUAUUAUGAACACGGCAGCACUUGACUAGUUUUUCUUCCUUUCUGCUGCUGGACACUGAGUUCAGGGCCUCUACGCAGGCUAGACAAGCACUCUUCCUCUGAACUGCCGUCCCAGCCUGUGCUGUGUAUUUACAGGAAUGAUUGAGCAAGAGGGACUCUGCCAAGCUGGAUUUAACAGCGCUCUUCUUAUCUAUGUUAGAGCCAGGAGAGAGCGCAGCUGCUCCAUGGCCUCUUGGUCCUAGCAGCCCUGCGUCCUCAGGAACUUCAGCUGGAGAAAGGGGUGUAGCUGGCACUCCUUUCCAGGGAGUGUUGGUCUUGUGCUCCUGAAAACAACUUCGUAUAAAGUUGACAAGGUCUCGCUGUGUAGAUCUAGCUGGCCAAGAACUUGCCUAGGAGACCAGGCUGGCCUUAGAGUCAGAGAUUCACGUGUCUCUGCCUUGAGAGUUCUGGAUCUACAGGUGUGUGCACCAUCAGCCUGCGGGUCUUUUCUCACAGUUCUGCAGCACCAUGAGGCUUGCCACAGUCCUUGUCUUCUGCUCUUUGUUCAUGGGAGUCAGUGGUGACGGCUGGUAUUCGUUCUUCAAGGAGGCCAUACAAGGGACUUGGGACUUGUGGAGAGCCUAUCGGGACAAUCUAGAAGCCAACUAUCCAAACUCAGACAGAUACUUUUCUGCUCGGGGAAAUUUUGAGACUCAAAAGAGGGGAGCUGGGGGCAUCUGGGCUGCUAAAAUAAUCAGCACCAGCAAGAAAUACGUUCAAGGCCUCCUAAACCGGUAUUAUUUUGGAAUGAGAAACUUUGGACUGGAAAGCCUGGAGUCUACCAAGAAAGCUGAGGAAUGGGGCCGAAGUGGCAAGAACCCUAAUUACUUCAGACCCAAUGGUCUCCCUGAGAAGUUCUGAGCCUCCUACAUAGGCUGCACUGAGGGGACUGGGCCAUAAGACACAUUCCCCUCCACAUGACAGGAUGUCCUUGUUCUCGGUGUCCACAGGAGCCACGGAGAAGCUAGAGAUGGCCAACAAAUACUCUGCAGAUUGAACUUUUGGAUAGAAAUGUGAAAAUCUCAGACAUACUUUCUUCUGGUCAUACCUGGGCAUCUCUGUUUUUGUCAUCGUUGUUCCCAGGCUUUUCUGUGUAGUGAUGCCACUCUGCCUUAUCAGUCACAUUCUGUGCACAGUCUGACUCCAGACCUUGUCAUCUGUGGCCUCUUCUCAUAUAGAGAAGAACACUGCUUUGAGAAAGCCUCAUCCUACCCUAGGAAUCCUAUCCUAGACACUGCACUGGGGACCACAGGUAGAUUCCAGUUUAGGAGUGCCUGCAUAGCACGCAUGAAUCCCUAGAGGUAUCCCUAGAGCUGUAUAAACCUGGUGUUGGUACACACUUAUAUUCCUGGCACUGGGGUUGGUAGAGGCUGGUAGAGGCCAGCCCUGGUUGUAUUGUAAGUUGAGGCUAGCCUGGGAUAUAUGAUACCCUGUAUCACAAUAAGGCGCGCGCGCACACACACACACACACACACACACACACACACUGUUUUCUCACAGGGAAGGUUAUCAGAAACAUACCAUGUAGAGGUGAAAAAUCAAAGCCUGAAAGAUGCACACUUAUGUACACACUGGCAAGAAAAACAUGGUUCCAAUUAAACUAAGAUAAUGGGCUCUUAUCAUUCAGAUCCUUUAUAUUAUACUCAAUGAAAAUGUAUCUUAUUA
Molecule: messenger RNA, 1709 nt
Organism: Chionomys nivalis (European snow vole)
Lineage: Eukaryota; Metazoa; Chordata; Mammalia; Rodentia; Cricetidae
Gene: Saa4
Product: serum amyloid A4, constitutive
Exons: 4
Coding region: 513-905 (130 amino acids)
Cellular component (GO): extracellular region
Source: RefSeq, a predicted model, not a curated record